Molecule: messenger RNA, 3406 nt
Organism: Talpa occidentalis (Iberian mole)
Lineage: Eukaryota; Metazoa; Chordata; Mammalia; Eulipotyphla; Talpidae
Gene: PECAM1
Product: platelet and endothelial cell adhesion molecule 1
Exons: 16
Coding region: 208-2427 (739 amino acids)
Biological process (GO): cell surface receptor signaling pathway
Molecular function (GO): transmembrane signaling receptor activity
Source: RefSeq, a predicted model, not a curated record
CCCAGGCCUCAUUGUUCCCGAUUUCCAGCAAUGGCCGCCAUUACCUGACCAGCACCACGGCCAGUUUCUCUGUGGCGCCAGAGAAGUCACCGGAGGGGUUUCUCUGCUUUUUACAGGACAGGGUUUUCACCUGUGGUCUCCUGUGGUCUCCUGUCCCAGAGGAAUGUCCCGGCGGCAGAACUGACUGCCGCAGCCUUCUCUCUCAGGAUGCCGCAGGCCCGGGCCCAAGAGGGCAAAAUGUGUCUUGGAGUCCUGCUGACUCUUCUGCUCUGUUCAAGCCUUGAGGGUCAGGAAAACACUUUCACCAUCAACAGCAUCCAAAUGGAUAUCCUGCCGCAGAAUGAGGUGCAAAAUGGGGAGAACCUGACCCUGCAGUGCAAUGUGGAUGUCAGCACCACCUACCAUGUCAAGUCUCAGCAUCACAUGCUGUUCUAUAAGAAUGAUGUGCUUUUUUACAACAUCUCCACCAUGAAGAACGCAGAGAGUUUUUCUGUUCCCCAAGCCCGAGCCUAUGACUCAGGGACCUACAAAUGCACUGUGAUUCUGAACAACAAGGAGAAGACCUCUGCAGAGAACUCGGUGUUCGUGAGAGGAGUGCCAAGUCCUCAAGUGACCCUGGACAAGAAGGAGGCCAUAGAAGGCGGGCUCGUGAAGGUCAAUUGCUCUGUCCCUGAGGAAAGGCCUCCCAUCCAUUUCGCCAUUGAAAAAUUUAAGCUUGAUGUCAAAGAAGCCAAGCAAAGAAGAGAAAAGACUUCUCGGAACCAAAAUUUUGUGAUGAUGGAAUUCGCAGUGGAAGAACAGGACCACAUUAUCUUUUUCCACUGUCAAGCUAGCAUCUUUUCUGGGACCCACGUGGAGUCCUCGCAGACUGUCAGGAGUGAAAUGGUCACUGUGAGGGAAUCCUUCACUACUCCCAGGUUCCAGAUCAGACCCAUGGGGCUGAUCACGGAGGGAGAUCAGCUCCAGAUUAAGUGCACCAUCCAGGUCACACACCUGACCCAGGCGAAUCCAGAGAUCUUAAUCCAGAAGGACAAGACGAUCGUGGCCCACAGCAAGCAAGGCAACGAAGCCGUCUACUCCGUGAUGGCCAUGGUGGAGCACAGUGGCCAUUACAAGUGCAAGGUCGAAACCAGCCGCAUAUCCAAGGUCAGCAGCAUCGUGGUCAACAUAACAGAGCUAUUUUCCAAGCCCAAGCUGGAAUUUACCUCCACAAGGCUGGACCAAGGUGAAAUCUUGAGUUUGUGGUGCUCUGUGCCAGGAGAGCCAACUUCAGCCAACUUCUCCAUACAAAAGGGAGAAAUGAUUGUGUCCCAGACUCAAAAUUUCACAAAGAUAGCCUCAGCGUCGGACAGCGGGCCAUACACCUGCCUAGCAGGCAUAGGCAAGGUGGUCAAGAAGAGCAACACGGUCAACAUCACUGUGUGUGAAAUGCUCUCCAGGCCCAGGAUUUUUCAUGACUCCAGGUCCGAGGUGAUUAAAGGACAAACCAUUGAAGUCAGUUGUCAAUCCGUAAAUGGAAGCUCGCCUAUUUUUUAUUAUCUUUUGAAAUCAAGUAACAUCUUGGACAGGCGAGACCAGAACUCAAACGACCCCGCAGUGUUCAGAGAUAACCCAACAAAAGACGCCGAGUACCAGUGUUCGGCAGACAAUUGCCAUUCCCACACAGAGAUGGUCAGCCACGUUCUUAGGGUCAAGGUCAUAGCCCCGGUGGAUGAGGUCACGCUCGCUCUCCUGUUUGAUGACGUGGUGGAGUCUGGGAAGACUAUUGCACUUCAGUGCUCUGUGAAUGAAGCGUCUGGUCCAAUCACCUACAGGUUUUACAGAGAAGAGGAGGGCAGGCCCUUCUUUGAAACCUUCUUGAAUGACACCCAGGCCAUUUGGCACAAGCCAGAGGCUAGCAAGGAGCACGAGGGACAGUAUUACUGCACAGCCUUCAACCGAGCCAACCGGGCCAAGAAUGUCCCCCAGAGCAACAUCCUAACUGUCAGAGUCUUUUUUGCCCCCUGGAAGAAAGCUCUCAUCGCAGUAUUUGUCAUUGGUGUGAUCGUUGCCGCCUUGAUACUUGGGGCCAGGUACUAUGUCCUGAAGAAAGGCAAAGCCAAGCAGAUGCCAGUGGAGAUGUCCAGGCCAGCAGCGCCACUUCUGAGCUCCAAUAAUGAGAAGAUGUCAGAUCCCAACAUCGAAGCCAACAGACAUUAUGGUUACAAUGAAGAUGUUGCAAACCAUGCAAGGAAACCAAUAAAUGACAACAAAGAGCCUCUGACCUUGGACGUGGAGUACACAGAAGUGGAAGUGACCUCCCCAGAGCCUCACCGAGGUCUGGAGACGAAGGGCACGGAGACCGUGUACAGCGAAAUCCGGAAAACUGACCCUGAUUUCAUGGAGAACAGAUAUUCUAGAACGGAAGGCUCCCUUGAUGGAACUUAGGACUUCGAGGACAGAGGCUCGUCCCUGGGAGGACAGGCACGUUCCAAGAGGAGGAGAUGAUUCCCAUAUUCCAAGAACUCUGUGCGCUUAUUUAUGAGCCUGCCCCACUCCCACUGAACAUAGUGAUUCCUCAGGCCAAGCCACCAGUUCCUAAAUCCCUCCUCCCGCACGUGCGGGCUGCAGGAGAAACCAAGGAGCUGGUUCAUUUCCCACGUGACCCGCCGUCCACCAAGGCGGAGUGUCCUCAGGAGUGGUGAGUGCCAGAAGGAGGUUCAGGGUCAUCAGGCCAUUGGGAUAUUUUGAAACUUGAAUGUUUUGUCUUGUACAGAGAUCAGGAACUUUUCCAAGUACCCUCAUACACAGAAACCUGUUCUUGUUGGGUCUGUCCUUCCAGCGAGGGAACUCCCUCGGGGACUGGUCUCUCUCUCUCUGUCUUUGGCCCUUCAAGGGCCUGUGGUUCACGGCGCUGGUCACGCAGCUGCCCCCCUGUCCCCUCCAUGACCUUGACCUCCACAAAUGGGAACACAGAGCGGUUUGGGAGCAACAUCUUGGAGAUGCAACUUGAAGACAAGGCUCAUCCGUUCCGGGCAAGGCACCAGACAGAAAAUGAAGUGGACAAAGCGCAGAUGUUCUUCAGCUGUUUCCUAUACCCUUUCUUUCUUUUCCUCUACUCUGCUGCAGGCUGGAAGACAGGAAGAUGGUUGCCUACAGCAACUAUUUUUAAUAGAAAAAUCAAAUGCUUAUUUUUCUUACUAAUUUUUUUUUUUAUUUAUUCCUUGCUAAGGAAGUGGUCUCCUGAGGUCUUAUGAUGUUUCUGAUUGUGUCUUGGGGCGGAGGGGCUGUGGCCAUUCUGCUGUGGAAUUUCAUGAGAGCACCUACCGGAAGCCCCUGGCCCCAGCCGCCUCAGUGACACAGUGUGAGGUGUUGUAUUAAAUAAAUUUGAUCUUUACUCUUCACAGACCUGUGAAAUGUCAUCUUC